AUUUGAGUCCCUCCAAGCCGGAGAAGCUCCGUCUGGCGCUGGUGUAACAGAGCUUCAGAUUCGUCCCUCAGCAGGUUCAUGUACAUCCCGCCCUCCUCGGGGCCUGCCGUCCUACGGCAUCCGGAUGACAUCUCGUCCUAUGCUUCCGGACAUUCUGCAGUGCCUGCCUCCGCCAUCUCCGCGAACCCUUGGCUCACGACGCCGUCUUUGCCUCCCACGCGUGAGCAGGGAAAGGUGAAGGAUGCUGCUCCCACGGGGGUGUCCCGAGCGAGCAUUGAAGCGGAGCUGCCCACGGAGCAGUCCCGAAUGCGGGCCAUGCGACAGGUGGAGGCAGAUGCUCCGACCAUGGGCCCUGGCGUGCCCGGUCCCUAUGGUGCUUAUGGCCCAGCCUAUGGCCCAGCUUAUGGGCAGGCUCCUAGCCACUCCGAGCGCUCCGAGCCACUGGAGAUGCCGAAGCUGAACUUGGGGAACAGGAGUCCUCGCUCCGCUUCGCCCCGGAACGGCUACGAAAGUGAGUUCGACAGACUCAUUCGAGAAAAGUUGGAAGGCCAGCACACCGACCGGACGCAUUUUAAGAACCGCGUGCAGAACCGGGCACAAGGCCACCUCUCAUGGCAAUGGCAGGCCCUCGAUGCGCUGUUGGAUGGCAGUCUAGCCAUGUGGGAGGUUAGAAACCUCCCCCUGCCCACCGGGGAGCGAACGGUCGGGGAAGAUGUCCAGGGAGCGACGGUCGGGAGGUACGAUGGAAGGAACUGCUGGAGCUUGUGGAUUGUUUUUUUUACACCAAACUUCUUUCAAACUACUCCUCUUCAAACUCUGGUUUGCUAAUCACUCAACAUGAAUCAUUCUACCAACUGGAGUCGGCAGCUUUGGUCUGAAUUGUCCAGAAGAACAGAUCUGCCAGGAGUUCCAUCAAUUUGGUGCUUCUUGGACGGGCCCAGGGUGCCCAGCACAUCCAAUCACCAGCACAUGGGACUUUGCUAACCAUUCCUUUGGAACUGCUGUCGUGACCCACCCGGAGCCCGAGAAAGGGGCGCACCAUGUCAUGACCAGCAAUUGGUGGAGACGAACCGUGCCAAGAGCAUCCGACUGUUGUAGGCUUUUGUAAACUUUGGUCCGAAA
This is a messenger RNA of Durusdinium trenchii, 1122 nucleotides long. Lineage: Eukaryota; Dinophyceae; Suessiales; Symbiodiniaceae. The record is from the annotation of a GenBank genome assembly.